Messenger RNA from Acanthamoeba castellanii str. Neff, 2067 nucleotides. RefSeq names its product rhodaneselike domain containing protein. Gene Ontology annotation, biological process: positive regulation of G2/M transition of mitotic cell cycle; G2/M transition of mitotic cell cycle; positive regulation of G2/MI transition of meiotic cell cycle. The transcript is spliced from 4 exons. Lineage: Eukaryota; Discosea; Longamoebia; Acanthamoebidae. Bases 1 to 2067 code for a protein of 688 amino acids. Gene Ontology annotation, molecular function: protein tyrosine phosphatase activity. The record is from RefSeq and is a predicted model, not a curated record. Gene Ontology annotation, cellular component: cytoplasm; nucleus.
AUGUGCGAUUCGAUGGACCUCUCUCCCGUCUCCAAGCUGAGCAGCAACUUCCAGGACCUCUACACGGCAGGCGACCGCGAGGUCCCAGUGCGCAAGUCCCUCUUCGGAGCCCAGUCGGCCCAAUCCACAACUUCAUCGUCGAGCGCGACUUCGCCGGAUGCAUUCGCGUCGUUCUCGGCCCUGGCCGAACUGACGAGCUCGGCCUCGGCCCACCCCGGUAACACCUUCAAGAAGCCGCUGGGUCCCUCGACCAAGCUCACCCGCGCCAAGAAGCUCCACCACUCCGACAAGCGCAAGCCCGGCAGCUUCAUCGUCCGAUCCACGACUACGUCAUCUUCUUCAUCCCUGACUGCCUCCAGUUCCUCGAUUUAUACCGCCCCCCACCCUUCGACAUCGUCUACAUCUUCGCUACUCACCACAUCCAGCGACGAUGUCGCUGCGAUGCGACGUGCCGGCCGAGCCCAGAGCUUCUGCUUUGGCGAUCGAUCGCCGCUGUCGCCCAUCGAUCUCGAUCACGAAAAUCGAGUAGCGGCCCAACAGCCUUCAUCAAAGGCCAGAAAUCUCUUCAAUUGCGUCGACGAUGGCCUGAGUCGCGACACCUCGCCCUACUCGGGCCAACGUAGCGUGGGCAGCUGUCCCACCUCGCGUCGUGCCUGCCAGGCCAUCACCUCGUCCACAUCUUCGAAGCUGCCCACGCUUCGUCUCGAUCAGCUGCCAACGAUGGAUUGCGAUGACCUCGCCGCGGCGCGCGACGACGAUGACGACCUCUACGAUGACGACAACGGCGAGAACGACGACAACGACAACAACAAGGAGAACGUGGUACCCACUGCCAUCAGCGGCGCCUCGCCCUACCGCCCGCCGCUGUUCCAGCUCUCGCCGUCGCCCUCGUCGCCCAGCCGUUCGCGCCGCGCCGGCUCCAUGACCGACCGCCCCCACCUGCGCCGCCACAACGUCGGCCUCCUCGCCUCGGACGACGACCUCGCGGGCGCCGCCGCCGAUGACCAGUCGUUCCGCAUUCACCACCGCGGCCUCUCCGUCUCGUCCGCCGCCGUGCCCACCACAGCCUCACCGUUCAACAGCAGCGGCCUUGCGUCGUCGCUGACGUCAUCAUCGUCGGCUGUGGUCUCCACUUCGCCCUUUGCCGCGCCGACAUCGUCAUUUUUGUCGACGUCGACGUCGGUGGCCACGUCGCCGUUCAACGGGGCCGAGGCCAAGCCCGCCGCCGGCGGCGGUGGGCUCACCAUGUCGGGCGUGUCGGCCGGAAUCAACGCGCGCCGGCUCAAGAUGCGCGUAGGGCGGUCGCUCACGAUGUCGUGCGGUUCGCUGCCGGCCCUCCACCCGAUGUCGUCGGCCACGUCACCCUCGACGUCGACGCCAGACAUGCGCGAGGCCCACGUGCCGGUGCUGCCGACCAACCCGCACGCGAGCCACUCGGACCUGCCCUGCAUCGAGCCCGCCACCCUCAUGCGCCUCCUGCGCGGCGAGUUCGAUGGCGUCUUCACGCGCCUCUUCGUCAUCGACUGCCGCUUCCAGUACGAGUACGACGGCGGACACAUUCGAGGAGCGUUGAACCUGCCCACGACGCAGGACGUGGAGAAGUACUUCAUGACCAACCCGAUCCCGCUCAAGGAGAAGGUGUGCAUCAUCUUCCACUGCGAGUUCUCCUCCCACCGCGGUCCCGUCCUGUGUCGGUACCUGCGCAGUUGGGACCGUAAGAUGCACGAGCACUGCUACCCGGAGCUCUACUACCCGGAGAUGUACGUGCUCGAGGGCGGCUACAAGAAGUUCUGGGAGACGGCCGAGGCCCCGGCCUUCUGCGAGCCCCAGGCCUACGUGCCCAUGAACCACUCCAACUUUUCCAAGGAGAUGAAGACAGGGCUGGCGAGCAUUCGCAACUUCUCGACGAAGAAGCAGGGCAGCGGGAGCUUGCGUUCGCGGAGCUGGACGGUUGACGCGCAGGACGUGGCCACCGUGGCCGCCCUCCGACCCGUCCGCUUCCCGCGUCUCGCCGCCGUGCCCUCACCGCUCGGUGCCGCCGCUGCCGACCACCACCUCGAUGACUGA